Phytophthora nicotianae INRA-310 is the source of this 825-nucleotide messenger RNA. RefSeq lists its product as hypothetical. The transcript has 2 exons. Bases 1 to 825 code for a protein of 274 amino acids. Lineage: Eukaryota; Oomycota; Peronosporomycetes; Peronosporales; Peronosporaceae. The record is from RefSeq and is a predicted model, not a curated record. Gene Ontology annotation, molecular function: nucleic acid binding.
AUGGAUCAUGUGAUCCCUCAGCUUGACGGAACCUACAAGUUCGACGCAAUGCACGACGUCGUUCACAUCGAUAAAAAGUGGUUCUACGUGAAGAAGAUCGGCCAGCACGUGUACGUGCUCACAGGGAAAGAUGGAUGCCCUACAGAAGAGCCUCCGGUCCAGGCUGUUCAAAGCAAGCGUUACAUUACCAAAGUCAUGUUUCUCUGUGCGGUUGCACGUCCACGCGGUGGUUGGGACGGUAAGGUCAGCAUUUGGCCGGUUGUGGAGACGUACAUUACUCAGCGACGGAGUGUCAAUCGUCCGGCUGGUGUUGAAGAGACACGUCCUGUGUCGAUAACACGGGAUAUAUCGCGUCGAAUUCUGGUUAAUGACGUCAUCCCAGCAAUUAAAGCUAAGUGGCCGCAAGACCAGAAGCACCUACCGAUAAAGAUUCAGCAGGAUAAUGCGCGUCCUCAUGUCCUGGCGGACGAUCUCGAGGUAGCCGCGGCGGGAUGCGCUGACGGCUGGGCGAUCAAGCUUGUGAAUCAGCCCGCUCAGAAUCCUGAUUUGAAUUGCCUCGACUUGGGCUUCUUCGCCAGCAUUCAGUCGCUUCAGUCCAAGACGAUACCCCGAACACCGGACGAGCUGAUCAAGGAGGUGCUGCAAUCGUUUCAAGCGUCUACGGCUGUCUCGCUCAACAAGACUUUCCUAACUUUGCAGCACGUCAUGGAGCAGAUACUGAAGAAUGAAGGCCGCAACAACUAUCGACUCGGGCAUUUGCACAAGGAAAAGCUGAUACCAGGCGGCUGCAGCACUCUCCUUCUCGAUAUCGACAACUCCCGUUGA